AUGUCGCUUGCCCCGAAGCCGACGGCCAAGGCCCAGCAGGCCCUGACGGCCCUCCGACACAAGGUCUACGACUCCAGCCGCGCACAGCUGACGGCCACAGACCCGACUGCCCCCCUGGCAUUCAAGAACGUCCUGGCGCAGGGCUCGGUGCGCACCCGGAUGCUGACCUGGCACAACCCCGACCUCAACUACCUUGCGCUCGCAAACCAGAACCCGAAAAUCCAGGCGCUGAAACUGGACAACGUCUGGAUCGAGGAAGAGCGGGCACGCGAGAAGGCUCUGAUUGCUCGCGGCAAGCCCCCGCGUAUCUCGACAAUCUAUGGUUCUUCCCGCAGCCAAAAGGUCGAGGAGGGCACCAAAAAGAAGAAGAAGAAGUAG
Polychytrium aggregatum is the source of this 378-nucleotide messenger RNA. RefSeq lists its product as uncharacterized. The transcript is spliced from 2 exons. NCBI's taxonomy places the organism in Eukaryota, Fungi, Chytridiomycota, Chytridiomycetes, Polychytriales. Bases 1 to 378 code for a protein of 125 amino acids. The record is from RefSeq and is a predicted model, not a curated record.